Molecule: messenger RNA, 2928 nt
Organism: Cladophialophora psammophila CBS 110553
Lineage: Eukaryota; Fungi; Ascomycota; Eurotiomycetes; Chaetothyriales; Herpotrichiellaceae
Exons: 6
Coding region: 1-2928 (975 amino acids)
Biological process (GO): DNA-templated transcription
Molecular function (GO): DNA binding; zinc ion binding; catalytic activity
Source: RefSeq, a predicted model, not a curated record
AUGUCGACAUCGGCAAGUUUUAAGGUUGCCGCAGUACAAGCUGCUCCGGUCGCAUUCGAUCUCCCUGCGUCGUUACAAAAAGUCAGACACUUCACAAAGGCCGCUGCGCAGGAAUGCGCUGAUCUCGUUGUCUUUCCAGAGGGGUUCCUCAGCGCAUAUCCGUGGCGUUACGCCUUCGAUGCCACGAUAGGAGCACGAGAGCCUCGAGGCCGCCAAUGGUUUUCAAAAUACUAUAAUUCGGCAAUGGCGAUUCCUUCCGCCGAAUUUGAGGAGCUCCGGACGAUUGCAAGAGACUACAACGUGUUCCUGUCACUAGGGAUAAUCGAGAAAGAACGAGGAACCCUGUAUUGCACAGCAAUACUCCUCUCGAGGACUGGCGACUUGCUGUACGCCCAUCGAAAACUCAUCCCCACAGCGGCCGAACGACUCGUGUGGGGAAGAGGAGCAGGAGAUGGACUUCAGGUUGUGGAUACGGAGAUUGGCCGUGUAGGCGGACUCAUCUGCUGGGAGAACUAUAUGCCUGCUGCGAGACUGUCUUUAUAUCAACAAGGGAUCGAGGUCUACAUCGCACCGAACGCGGAUGACUUGCCUGCAUGGGUGGCAUCGAUGCAACACAUCGCCAAAGAAGGACGUUGUUUUGUUAUUUCAUGCAACCAGUUCUGCAAGGUGGCCGAUUUUCCGUCUGACUAUCCACCCUUCUCACCUGGACAUCAUGACCGACAACGAGAUGGCUCUCCUUGGACCCCCGACGCCAUUCUCAGCCACGGCGGCUCUUGUAUCGUCGGACCAUUGGGCACAUUUAUUGCCGAACCCGUCUGGGAUCGGGAAGAGAUCAUCUAUGGGCAACUACGGAUGGACGAUCUCAUACAGGCCAGAAUGGACUUCGAUCCGGUCGGAAGCUAUGCGAGGCCCGAUAUUUUCACGCUAACCGUCAAUAGAAGGCCUGGAGACCAUGUCGUUUUCAAAUGCCGCUACGUCAAAAGCAAUCGUGGCGGGCCUCGGGUGUCGCGCAAAAAAGCCAUUGUGGCAGUAGAAAGGCAACGGCGGGCCGACGAAGCAGCAUUUCAGACCCAAGAAAUUGCCCCAGACAUUAAUAUUGAUUGGGAUGCACUGAUCCUGUCGUCUGAAGAGAUCCACAACGACCUCAUUGCUACUAUGAUCGCCCCCGGAGCUGGGUUGAUCGAUGUCGAUGAUGAGGAUGACUGCGAUCAAAUCUUUGACAAUAUUUUCAUGCCGCCCUCCGAAGGCGACGACACAAUCAAUGCCUUGGACGACGAUCCGCAGGGAAAACCCUACACGCCAAUCACUCGGAGCUAUCAAGACAGCGAAGCCAUUCUCAAUGCCUACUACAUCUUCAUCCAUCCAUACUUCCCAAUCCUGCCGCCGCCGGUGACGACAUUGCAAGUUGAUGACCCGGCGAGCGAAUCGAAAUUCUUCGAGCCAGCAUCUCCUCUGGUAAUGGCAUUGAUGGCGAUUCUUGUUCUGAUCCCCCAUCCUGAAGACGAGUACCCGGACAGCGAUGAGUCCGUAUGUCUCAGAAGGCAGCGAGCGCACUCAUUCUCCCAGAUGGCCAUGGAGAGCAUCGAGAUUGAGACCGAGCUGCUCGAAUCUAUCACAAACCCGUCUGAAGCUUUGGAUCAUCGUCGACCAUCAGUCGAUCGCGAAAAGCUCCAUCCAUGUGUGCCAGUGGAGCUGGAAGGUGUUCUGGCACACUUAUUGCUGAGUAUCUAUGAAUAUGCUCAACGGGGGAAUCUGGCGAAAAUGAGAAAUCGAGCCAGCCAAGCAUAUGAUGCUGCUAUCAGACUCUGCCUGCACGACAUCUCUGAUCUUUCAUUGGACGAAUACACAGAAGCGCGUCGGCGCGCCUGGUGGAUGACGUAUAUCGUCGUCCUGCAGGCCUCCAUUGUCAGCAGCACGCCUCCAAUCAUCUCGAUUGAUUUUCAUCAGUUCAAGACUCCUUUGCCAACAGUGCCAGCGGACCCUGACGCGUGGCCGUUCUUCAUCGAAGCCCAGCAGUGCAUCCUCAGGUGUACCCAGUACACUGUAGCGCUGAAGAAGGCCCUCGAAGCCGGUCUGGGGGACAGUACGCUGGAUCAAAGAAAAGCCAUACUUGAGAGUGGAAUGGAUUCAGUCCAUUUUAGAUAUGCGUCCUCCCCGACCGAACCGUCAGCCCUAUCGCCCACAGAUGCGGAAGAACACACUCUCGCCAACUCGCUGCGGUUGCAGGCGCUGAUCAAGCUGAACAGUGCGAGGAUCAAACUCCACCGAUAUCGCGCUUUUCAAGACGUCCCAAUAUUUACUCGUCGUCACUGCGAUCUAGAUCAAGCCGAUACAUCUUCUCCGCGCCCGCUUGGAUGUUCCUGUCAUGCCAUGUUACCAUCUGCAUUCUCCAACACUUCGCCCAAAGGCUUUCAGUCCGGCAGCUUUCCUGGGCCUUGGUCGCAGUCGCCUAACGGGGGCUCUUUAGACGCAUCUAGCGACCACGCUGACGCGCUGACCAAGGGAAUAUCGAUUACUGACCUGCCAGCUGCAAAGACUUGUCUCAAAGCCGCCCUUGCCAUCGGUCGGGCGUUUGAAUCAUUUCCUUACCCCAAUCCAAUGCAGUUGCCACUCCCUAUGCUUUCUUCACCCAUGCUGUCAACUGCCUCCUCCACUCCGACUCCACGAACGAUGCCGUCAUUUGCCUGCUGCGCCAUGCAAAGCUGUUAUACGUUGCUCACCCUGUGCUAUAAAAGCCUAGAAAUGCGGUGCGUCAACCAAAGGAGUUCCGCCGCCGACAAGGGCCUUGAGGAUUUGUAUGCCGGGGUGGGCCGAGUUCUGAGGGCGCUGCAAAAUUAUGCAAUCGCGUUCGAGGCUCUGAACGGCAUGACCCAGCAAGUAGAGGAAGCCCUUGAGGCGCUGAAGCGAAUACGACAACACAAUACCUGA